UCCAGCUGCGCCUUUAAGGACCAGCGAAAAAGAUGGGACUCAAGUCCAGGAAGGCAGCAGCUGCGGGGAACGCUGGUAGCGGGGAGCAAGAAGAGAAGAAAGUAGGACUCACGGCUGGAGAUCUGGAGCAAGGUUCUUUGGCCUUGGGAGCUGGAGCAGAUAAAGAUGGGACCCUGCUGCUGGAAGGAACCGGGAAGGAAGAGGGGGGGAAGAGGAAUCCGCAAGGGAUUGGGCUUUUGGCCAAAACACCUCUGAGCAGACCUGUCAAGAGGAACAAUGCCAAGUACAGGAGGAUCCAAACUUUAAUCUACGACGCCCUGGAGAGACCCAGAGGGUGGGCGCUGCUGUAUCAUGCCUUCGUAUUUCUGAUAGUUCUGGGGUGUUUGAUCUUAGCCGUCCUAACAACUUUCAAGGAAUAUGAAACUGUUUCAGGAGACUGGCUGCUGCUGUUGGAAACAUUUGCCAUUUUCAUCUUUGGAGCAGAGUUUGCCUUAAGAAUCUGGGCUGCUGGGUGUUGCUGUCGAUAUAAAGGAUGGAGGGGGAGGCUCAAAUUUGCCAGGAAGCCUUUGUGUAUGUUGGAUAUCUUUGUGUUGAUUGCCUCUGUGCCAGUGGUAGCUGUUGGGAACCAGGGCAAUGUUCUGGCGACGUCGCUUAGAAGUCUGCGCUUCCUUCAGAUCCUGCGGAUGCUCCGAAUGGACAGGAGGGGAGGCACGUGGAAGCUUUUGGGAUCAGCUAUUUGUGCACAUAGCAAAGAGCUCAUCACUGCUUGGUACAUCGGGUUCCUGACCCUUAUCCUCUCCUCAUUCCUUGUUUACCUGGUCGAGAAAGAUGUGCCUGAAAAGGAUGCCCAUGGAGUAGAGAUGAAAGAAGAGUUUGAAACCUAUGCAGACGCACUGUGGUGGGGGCUGAUUACCCUAGCAACAAUUGGCUACGGUGACAAGACCCCCAAAACUUGGGAGGGGCGGCUGAUAGCAGCCACAUUCUCUCUUAUUGGAGUUUCAUUUUUUGCUCUUCCUGCCGGCAUCUUGGGUUCAGGGCUGGCUCUGAAAGUCCAGGAACAACAUCGUCAGAAACAUUUUGAGAAGAGAAGAAAGCCGGCAGCAGAACUUAUACAGGCUGCCUGGAGGUACUAUGCUACUAACCCCAACAGGAUGGAUCUCGUCGCCACCUGGAGGUUUUAUGAAUCAAUUGUAUCGUUUCCAUAUUUCAGAAAAGAGCAAUUGGAUGGUACUGCCAGCCAAAAGCUGGGUCUCUUGGAUCGGGUUCGUGGUACCAAUACUAAAGGAAAGCUAUUUACCCCUCUGAAUGUAGAUGCCAUUGAAGAAAGUCCUUCUAAAGAGCCUAAGAAUGUUGGCUUGAAUAAUAAGGAGCGUUUUCGCACUGCAUUCCGAAUGAAAGCAUACGCCUUUUGGCAAAGUUCAGAAGAUGCAGGAACAGGGGAUCCCAUGACUGAAGAUAGGGGUUACAGUAAUGAGUUCCUCAUGGAAGAUAUGAUCCCCACAUUGAAGGCAGCCAUCCGAGCUGUCAGAAUACUACAGUUUCGUCUCUAUAAAAAGAAAUUCAAGGAGACUUUGAGGCCUUAUGAUGUAAAGGAUGUGAUAGAGCAAUAUUCAGCAGGGCACCUUGAUAUGCUUUCCAGAAUAAAAUACCUUCAGGCAAGAGUAGAUAUGAUUUUUACCCCUGGACCUCCGUCUACUCCCAAGCAUAAGAAAUCCCAAAAGGGAGGAGCUUUUUCUUACCCUUCUCAACAAUCUCCCAGAAAUGAUCAAUAUGUAGCCAAAGCAUCCACAGCAGAUACUGAAGACCAAAGUAUGAUGGGCAAAUUUGUUAAAGUUGAAAGACAGGUUCACGACAUGGGGAAGAAACUGGAUUUUCUAGUCGAUAUGCACAUGCAACAUAUGGAGCAGCUGCAAGUACAAGUCACUGAGUUGUGUCCUUUGAAAGACGCUGCCUCCCCAGCAGAAGAGAAGAGAGAGGAAAAGAGAUACUCUGAAUUGAAAAGCAUAAUCUACAAAUACUCUGAGCCUUGCACUCAUGAAACUCCUUAUAACUUCCACCAGGUUCCAGUACACAAAGUCGGUCCAUAUGGUUUCUUAGCACAGGAUCCAAUGAAUUUUUCGCGCCCUUUUUCAUUAGGUGGGCAAAACUCUGGCAAGUUGCAGGCCAUGCCUUCUUCGACUUCAUAUGCAGAAAGGCCAACAGUUUUGCCUAUACUCACAUUCAUAGACUCCCGAGUAAGGUACCAGUCCCAAGGGGACCUGCAGAGCCCCAAUUCCGACAGGAUAUCUCCAAGGCAGAAAAAGAGCUUGACAAGAGACAGCGACACCCCAUUAUCCCUUCUUUCCGUCAACCAUGAGGAGCUUGAACGCUCCCCGAGUGGAUUCAGUAUCUCCCAAGACAAAGAAGACUUCCCUUUUGGUCCAAAUGGAGGAUCAACCUGGAUGAGAGAGAAACGCUACCUAGCAGAGGGUGAAACAGACACAGAUACUGACCCUUUUACACCAAGUGGCUCCAUGCCUUUGUCUUCAACAGGGGAUGGGAUUUCAGAUUCAAUAUGGACCCCUUCAAACAAGCCAGUUUAAAAAUGGUUGGGGGGGGUCACUGGUUGACUUCUCCGUGUAAUGUAAACAUACUUUGUAUAUCUCACUUACUGUACACCCAAAGCUUACUAGUUCAAAACACCGAUGGCUGCAUAAGAUGCAUGUGGUAUUAGUGGUAGUCAUUCUGCACCAUUUCAUACAAUUUACUAAUGCAGUUUUUUUCAUGCUACCAAAACUAAGCAGCAUAGUUUUGAGCAUGGUUUGCAUGACUUUACACUAUAUAAAUGGUACAGCUAAUUUCUUCUGUGAUACAUAUCUAUCUGAUGUUCUUCAAUAUAAUGAGGGUUAGAGCAAUGCCAGGUGAGAGGUGAUGGUUCAUGCUACUUUUUUUAAACAGAGCAACAAAGUAAAAAUAGUUUCGGGAGCAAUGUUCUGAUGUGGAAAUGUAUAUAAAUUAUUUGCUCCAUAUCAAUGCCCGUUUUCCAAUGCAAGUGAAUAAUUCUCUAUCCAGACUAGCCAGAAUCUUCCAAAAUUUUUAGCAGGGAAAAGGUCAGAUCAAAGUGUGUUACUGAUUUAACAUAAUUUCUGUAGCUGAAAGAUUUCUCAUGUCCCCUAUCAUACAAGUAUGAGUGUAUCAAAUGCAAUGUAAAACAGACAUUUGAGAUUUGCAAAGCCAUUUGGGGGAAUUAGAAACACGUAUUCCAUUAAUGCGAAUCACAAAUCUGAAUCCCUUUGACUGCUGCUUUGAAAAUCUCCAUCGGAGGUUAUAAAACCACCACUAGUGUGAUUACAAUCAAUCUUAUUUUGUAGAAAAUACUUUGCUUGUUCUAUUUAUUUGUAAUAGGGCCAAACUUCCCACUGAGAUUGGUACAAAACUACCAUCAGCUAUAAAAGAAAGUGUGUUUAAUGUAGGGAACUCCUGGGUUUUACUCCUAGCUCCUUUACUGACUCAUGUCAUGUUGGGUAAGUCACUUAAUUUAUCUGUGCCUAAGUUUCCCCAUCUGUAAAAUGGGGAUGAUACUUCCCUACCUCACAUGGGGGGGAGGCUCAAUUCACUGAUGUUUUUAAAGUGUUUUGAGACCCUCAGAUGUAAGGCACACGAGGUGUGCAAAGUACAACUACUCUAUUUAAUGGGAGUUCCAUAUUCAGGAUGUUGGCAGGAAAUGGCCUAUUUUUUCUUGUGUAAACGGACUAAUCUAAAUAAAUGUAUGACAUGA
Molecule: messenger RNA, 3757 nt
Organism: Malaclemys terrapin pileata
Lineage: Eukaryota; Metazoa; Chordata; Testudines; Emydidae
Gene: KCNQ3
Product: potassium voltage-gated channel subfamily Q member 3
Exons: 15
Coding region: 33-2582 (849 amino acids)
Biological process (GO): transmembrane transport; potassium ion transport
Cellular component (GO): membrane
Molecular function (GO): voltage-gated potassium channel activity
Source: RefSeq, a predicted model, not a curated record